UAAUUUUGGUAAUAUCAUUUUUAUUGACUUAUUCGUUUUAUAGUCGAGGCGGGAGAAAAUCGAGGAAACUUAUUCUCUUUAUUUACUACACACACCUAUUUCCCCCUUGCCGGUGCUUUAUGAAUUUUUUACAUCUGCUAUUAAUCCCACGGCAAACUGAACGUCACCUUUACAAUUAUCUUAUGAGACUAAAAAAGAAAAAUUCAUCGUCUAUCUAAAUUCGAUACAUGGAGGGGGAAACACAGUUUUGUAGCGUUAGUCCUGACAUACGCAUUUUAGCUUUCGUGGAAGAUGGACUUCGCUGGAGAACGGUAUUAUAAUCUGAAUAGAAUUCUUCUGUUGUCUCUCGGUCUGUGGCCUGAUCAGAUUUCAACUUUCAAGAAAGUACAAAAUAUCUUUUACCAAACGUUAUUCAUAUCCUUUCUAACAUGCCAGUGCAUUCCAUUGUUUAUAAAACAGUACAGCAUCAUAUAUAUUUGUCAAAUGUUGUCGCACAUUGUUAUUACUGGUAUAUUUAUUCUAGUAUACAAUACAUGUCUCUUACUCAGCGAUAACAUCAAAUAUAUCUUCGAUAGAGUUCGAUACGAUUGGAAUAUGUUACAAGCUCAUGCAGAAUUGGAAAUUUUACGAAAAUAUGCAAACGAAGCAAAAUUCCAUACGGUCCUUGCUAUUCUUGUGUGUACUAGCAUUGGAUUGGGAUUACUUAUAAUAUGUUGGUUCCCUCGUAUACUUGAUGUGUUUCCACCAAUGAAUGCAUCGCGACCGCGACAAAUUUUAAUUAAUCUGGAAUACUUUGUCGAUGAAGAAACAUACUUUUUCGCUAUUUUGAUGCAUAUGGUCUUAACUAUUUAUGCUGGAUGCAUGACAGUAGUAGCUAUUGCAACAGUAUUUCUAAUAUUCAUUUCGCACAUUUGCGCUUUGUUUAAAAUCGCCAGCUAUAACAUGGAACACAUAUUUGACAAAAAUGUACAAUUAAUGCCAAAGGACAUUAAACAGUCUAUACUUUAUAACAAUUUAAUUCACGCUGUAUAUGUUCAUCGUAGAGCUAUGGAUUCUGCCAAUUUUCUCACGAACAGUUUUUCGUUAUUCUAUAUCGUGCUAUUAGUAUUUAGUGUGGCUUCGAUGAGUCUCAGUUUCUACAAUGUACUUAAUGCAGUAACAUCCUUGGUAAAAGUAGAUUUAUUUAUGAACAGUUCAAUGAUAUUAGCACAAUUAUAUUGUAUUUUUAUGGGAAAUUAUGCUGGACAGAACAUUAUAGAUAGCAGCAGUGGCAUUUCUCAAGCGACAUAUAAUGCACAGUGGUACGCUGCGCCGUUAUGUAUGCAAAAAUUAAUACUACUCAUAAUACAAAAAAGUAACAAACAUAGUGCGUUAACAAUUGGAGUUUUAUUUAACGUGUCAUUAGAAGGUUUUGCUAAGGUUCUAAGUACGUGCAUUUCCUAUGUUAUGGUUUUUCAAUCCGUGGAAACAAACAAAGAAAGCGGAAAGAAGUAACAAUUACGUUUUAGUUAUCCGAGUCGUAGGUCUAGGAUAUGUACAGUACAUUUUACAUGUACUUUUCUACAUAUUCAUUAAUAAAAUAAAUUAAAAUA
Molecule: messenger RNA, 1592 nt
Organism: Vollenhovia emeryi
Lineage: Eukaryota; Metazoa; Arthropoda; Insecta; Hymenoptera; Formicidae
Exons: 9
Coding region: 292-1494 (400 amino acids)
Biological process (GO): detection of chemical stimulus involved in sensory perception of smell; sensory perception of smell
Cellular component (GO): plasma membrane
Molecular function (GO): olfactory receptor activity; odorant binding
Source: RefSeq, a predicted model, not a curated record